CACCAUGUCUACCACCCACAUCAGUAUCAAGCUCACUCGACCUCCCAACGGUCUCACUCGCAAGGUCACCUUCGAGACGCACCCUUCCUGGGAUGAGCUCGCUGCUCGCAUUGAGUCUCUGUACGACAUUCCCAAGGAACAUGCGGCUGUCUCCUACACUGAUAGUGAGAGUGACGAUGUGACGAUGAACACACAGAUUGAGCUUCAGGACUUCUACAACACCCAGUCGGGCUCUGGCACCAUGCGCCUUGUCGUGCGCGACAUACGCGCUGUCCGCGAUGGCUCUGGUUCUGGGACCGGGGAGCACACCACUCCUGCACACCAGUUUGCCGAUACCAUUGUCCACGACAUCGCCUCGCUGCCCGGGAUGGGCUCCAACCCCGAGCUGAUUGAACGCAUCCGCAACGCCGUGCGCAGGAGCGCACCCUUCUGGCAGACUGGCGGAGUCCCUCUAAGCUCCUCCGCCUCGUUCCCGCCGCCUCCUCCUCAGGUGUUUUAUGAUGAUUCUCCCAUCCUUCCGGGCCACGGGCCUUGGGGCUUCGCUGGAGGACUUGAGCCUCCGUUCGGACGCGGACGCGGCGGUCACCAUCACGGUCUGGCAGGCGCGCACCCUCGUCAUGGAUUCCCGCCGCCUCCGCCUGGCGAGGAAGGUCCCGCGUCGAGUGCGCGCGAGGGUUCUGCUCGAGCCCAUGGUCGCCGCCGCUACGGCCCGCCCCCUCCUUCUGUAUUCCAUCCGAUGGACCCGCAGGCUUCCGGUGCGUUCCCUCCCCCGCCGGACCCAACCCUGAGCCACGACUUCGAGUUCGUCCACAUCUCGCCUCCGCGCGUGGAGGACGUGUCUCGUUCUCCCGGAGCACCGCCGCCUCCUCCGCAAGGAGAAGCCCGCCUGCGCUCCCCCGGCGGCGCUACUGACGAGCAUAACGAACGUCGCCGCGGACACGGGACCGGACAGCGCUACCCUCGCUACGGUCCACCUCCGACCUCGUUCGACGCAUACGUCAAUUCACCGGCAGGCUGGGGCACCUACCAUAUGUUCGACUCCGAUACUCUGUAUGAGCUCGGUUUCGAUGGGCAUCGGUCCAGCGUCGAGGAGAGUCGCUCUCUUCGAGGCCCGCCGCCGGGGCCUCAAGCUGGGAGCAGUCGUGAUCAUGGUUUAUGGAACGCUAGGCAGUCGGGCGAGUCGUCUGACGAAAUAUGAUUGCACGUAAAUGUUCUGAGAUGAGAUAUUGAGGGUUGGAUGAACUUGGGUGGCUCGGUGACUGGCCCAGUGGGAGUGUGUAGUAUCAGUACCGGUAGUGUAGAGGAUGAUAUAGGUCUAGAGCUUGUAGUACUUACCUUGUCUCCAACGAUUGUAUGCAUGUCGUUGUGCUCCGGGUGCUGUUGUACGAUGCGAUGCGUGUUUGUAGCGAGGAACACAUACUAAUGAAGACGGUCUUCGAACAGUGCAUAUUGUGGGCGCGGUAAUGACAUCGGCCAGUAGAUGUGCAUUCCACGCCAUCUUAUGGUUGAACGUUGAACUCACAUCAUGUCGCAUCUACGUAGUCACUGCCUGACUCCGUAUGUUAGCUCAAAUCCAUCGUCGUCGUGAAUGUCUGACCUGC
Fomitopsis serialis is the source of this 1601-nucleotide messenger RNA. RefSeq lists its product as uncharacterized. NCBI's taxonomy places the organism in Eukaryota, Fungi, Basidiomycota, Agaricomycetes, Polyporales, Fomitopsidaceae. Gene Ontology annotation, molecular function: protein binding. The transcript has a single exon. The record is from RefSeq and is a predicted model, not a curated record. Bases 5 to 1198 code for a protein of 397 amino acids.